This is a messenger RNA of Ramularia collo-cygni, 1467 nucleotides long. Its product is annotated as related to translation initiation factor eIF2B, 71 kDa (delta) subunit. The transcript has a single exon. Bases 1 to 1467 code for a protein of 488 amino acids. NCBI's taxonomy places the organism in Eukaryota, Fungi, Ascomycota, Dothideomycetes, Mycosphaerellales, Mycosphaerellaceae. The record is from RefSeq and is a predicted model, not a curated record.
AUGUCGGAGCCACCAAAAGAAGCAGCGUCCGCAGCGGGCGAGGAGAAACUCAGUGGAGCGGAAUUGAAGAAGAGAAAAGCCGCGGAGAAGGMGGCGCGGAGAGCAGCGGCAGUCGAACAAAAGGGCGGGCCGUCAACAGUUGAGGUUUCGGCAGCAAGUACGAGCGGCGAGGCCAGCCGCGCGCCCAAGGCGCCUACGGACAAGGCGCCGCAAAAGAGCGGUGCGAGACAAGUGGAUGCGAGCAGGGCGGGACAGUCUACCACAAUGCCGGUUCGCGGGCGGCGAGCAUCGCAGUCGACUCAUGCAGCAGCGGUAGAUCCCAAAUUGGCGCCUGUCAAGAAACAGGAGAACAAGCAGGUCGAGCUGUUCAGCCACCUUUACUCGCAGUCACGUCGCCACAACAUCGACGGCGUUUCCAAAGACGUUCAUCCUGCUGUCCUCGCUCUGGGAUUUCAGCUCUCCAGUUACGAGAUCUGCGGCAGUAGUGCCCGCUGCGUGGCCAUGUUGCAGGCAUUCAAGGAAGCCAUUCAGUCAUACACCACUCCAGCCGGAACAUCCCUGGCGCGACACAUGAACCCCUACWUUCUCUCCCCUCAGAUCGACUUCCUCAAAUCAUGUCGCCCGAUCUCCGAGUCCAUGGGUAACGCUAUCCGCUGGCUGAAGAAGCUCAUCGUGGAGAUUGAUCCGAGCACUGGUGAGCAGGAAGCCAAGGACUACCUCUGUGAUCACAUCGACAAGUUCGUCCAGGAGCGCAUCAUCGUCACAGACCAGGCUAUUGCUGUCUCCGCAUCUGCGAUGAUCAAAAACGGCAGCGUUGUGCUGACCUAUGCAAAGAGCGCGAUUGUGGAGAAGACCAUUCUGCAAGCCCACGCGAGCGGGACACAAUUUCGAGUCUUGGUGGUGGAUUCGAGGCCACUGUUCGAGGGCAAGAACCUUGCCGCGAGUCUUAUGAAAGCAGGUCUACAAGUCGAGUACGUUCCGUUCUCGGGAGUCGCGCACGCGGUCCAAGAUGCCUCCCUCGUCUUCCUCGGCGCACAUUCUAUGCUGUCCAACGGCCGAUUGAUGUCGCGCAUUGGAACAGCAUCCGUCGCCAUGGCUGCGAGCAAGGCCGAUGUCCCAGUCAUAGUAUGCUGCGAGUCCGUCAAGUUCAGCGGGAAAGUGGCGCUCGACAGCAUCGUGCUCAACGAAGUUGCACCCUCUGAGGAGCUCCUCCUGGGAGAAGGCAAGAAGGAACCACAACCAGCGAUUGAAGAGCCUGGCGCAAAGGGAGGCAAGAAAGUUGAGGAAGACGUCGAGCCGAAUGUCAAGACUUUGCACGAUUGGAAGGAUAUCCCCAAUCUGCAGAUAUUGAAUCUGAUGUACGAUGUCACGCCAGCGGAAUACAUUCGCAUGGUCAUUUGCGAAUAUGGCAGUGUGCCACCGAGCUCGGUGCCAGUCGUGCAUCGCUUGGCUAACGAGGGAAUGUGA